Lachancea fermentati is the source of this 288-nucleotide messenger RNA. The record is from the annotation of a GenBank genome assembly. NCBI's taxonomy places the organism in Eukaryota, Fungi, Ascomycota, Saccharomycetes, Saccharomycetales, Saccharomycetaceae.
AUGUUUGGAUUCCUUACGUGCUCACUUUCUAAACUAUCUUUGACAUGUGGUCGCUUGCUAACACAGACGUCUGGAUCCACGACUGUGCAAUCAAGGGGACUAAUGAAAACACAUAAGGGUGCUGCUAAAAGAUGGAAGAAAACGGCAAAUAGUUACAAAAGAGGAAGAGCAGGUAGAAACCAUGGGAAUGCUGGUUGGAGUAAGUCCACAUUGAAAUCUUUGGAUGGGAAAACAUUGGCACAUCCUACACAUAUUAAGCACCUGAAAAGACUACUUCCUUAUCAUUGA